This is a messenger RNA of Arvicola amphibius (Eurasian water vole), 1113 nucleotides long. Its product is annotated as testis-specific H1 histone. The transcript has a single exon. The record is from RefSeq and is a predicted model, not a curated record. Lineage: Eukaryota; Metazoa; Chordata; Mammalia; Rodentia; Cricetidae. Bases 1 to 1113 code for a protein of 370 amino acids.
AUGGCUGAGGGGGCCCGGCCCAGAGGGGAAUCCCAAGGCGCAGAAGUUACAAUCCAGAUUCAGCAGCCAACAGAGAGAAACCCGAGGACACCAGCCAGGCGGGGCCCGCGCUCGGUGCUCAGGGUAUCCCAGCUACUGCUCAGGGCGAUCGCUGGCCACCAGAGACUGACUCUGGCAGAGCUCAAGAAGGAGCUGGGAAGUGCAGGCUAUGAAGUGCGCCGGAAGAUCAACCGCCACGAUGGGUCUGAGAGAGGUACGCUUCUGCGGGUCAGUGGCAGCAAUGCCGCAGGCUACUUCAGGGUCUGGAAGGUUCCAAAACCCAAGAGAAAAGUGGGACAGUCCGGGCUGGCGCUGGGCCGCUGCUCUUCAAGGAAGACCCUGCUCCAAUCCCGAUCUCAAGCCCCGAGACCAUGCAGACCCCGCUCGCGUCGCAAGGCAGCCAAGAAGGCCAGAGAAUUCUGGAGACACAAGUCUAAGACUUUGAAGGCAAAGUCCAGGAUAACCAGAUCAAUGGUCAGGACAAGAGUCAGGUCAAGGGCCAGGCCAAAAGCAAGGUCUAGAGCUAUGGACCAGGUGUGUGUCAGGACACAGGAACAGGCUUGUGCCAGGGCCCAGGAACAGGCUUGUGCCAGGGCCCAGGAACAGGCUUGUGCCAGGGCCCAGGAACAGGCUCGUGCCAGGGCCCAGGAACAGGCUCGUGCCAGGGGCAAGGAACAGGCUCGUGCCAGGGCCCAGGAACAGGCUUGUGCCAGGAGCAAGGAACAGGCUCGUGCUAGGACCAGGACACAGGAGUGUGUCCAGAGCAGGGAGCAGGAGUGCCCCAACGCCAGAGAAGAGGCACAUAUGGGAGCCAGGAUGCAAACCAGGGCCAGGGCAACGGAAAACAUCAGAGCAGGACCUUCAAGAGAAGACAGCAGGUCUCCAUCUAAAAAUGAGAGCAGGCCAAACUCGAAAUCCAGGAACGAGAAGAGGCAGGAACCUGAGAGGCUGGUAAAACGAACCAUCCAGAAACCAGCUGUGGCCAAAGCUGUCAGUGGUUCCAGCCUACAAGGAAAAGCACGCACCAAGGCUUCUGCGAAAAGCGAACGUCCUGGGUGCUCGAGGAAUCCUUAA